AUGGCUGCUAUGCAGGAGUUCUUUAUGGCAGCAGGUCUCGGGGUUCCGUUUUCGAGUGAAGAGCUCUGGCCUUUCGUUUUCUUGCCAAAUAUCGUUUUCGUGCUACUUUCUGUGGGAUUGUUCGCAUUUGUGUAUGAAUCUCCUCAAUAUAUCAUGGAGAAGGAAGGGAACAGGGACAAGGCUCGCAAAGCUCUUGCUGCUUACCAUGGAGUUGCUGCCGACGACGCUGCAGUUGAGGCAGAACUCAGAAUUUGCGAAGAUGGUGUAAACAAGAAGAAGGGCAAAGCAGAAGGGGAAAACUGUGCUAUACAAGCAGAGCACGAUUCAAUCACUAUAAUUUUUAUGCCAUGGAAAGCAAAAGAUGCAACUUCUCAAGUAAUUCGACAAGCCGCUUGGCUUGGAGUAAUGGUAAAGAUCGCUUACGUCUUCACAGGCGCACGAUGCUUACGAGCAUUUAGCACUUUUGUACUUUACGAUCUGGGCGGAUGGAGUUUUAAAAGCGCUCUUUAUGGAUCCUUUAUCACCAGUCUUCUACGACUUCCUUUCACUCUUAUUCCGGUACUCCUGGUGGAUCGGCUUGGGCGACGACCGUUGAUAAUCUCAUCAACGGCCAUCUCAAUGCUUUCACUAUUCAUCAUGAUUGUUGCCAUCAACUUUGGACCGCAAUUUAAGUUAGCAACUCUUAUUGGACUCUCGCUGCUCCUCCUUAUAACAGCUUGUGGCAUCGGUUCAGUUUCGAGGUUCUAUGCUGCCGAAAUUGUGCCAAGAAACCUGCUCAUUUCUUCUGUCUCAAUCCUUACGAUGUUUGAAGCUUUGACUAAAAUUGCUGUAGAAUUUGCUUGGUACCCUAUAGCCAACAUUAUUGGCGCGCAAUCUCUUUUGAUGUUCCUUAUUCCUUCUGCGGUAUUUCUGGUGAUAAUGUGGGCGCUUUGUCCCGAAACAAGCAAAAGGACGGUGAACGAGGCAAGUUUCCCUUAA
This is a messenger RNA of Strongylus vulgaris, 978 nucleotides long. The record is from the annotation of a GenBank genome assembly. Lineage: Eukaryota; Metazoa; Nematoda; Chromadorea; Rhabditida; Strongylidae.